Molecule: messenger RNA, 2514 nt
Organism: Cottoperca gobio
Lineage: Eukaryota; Metazoa; Chordata; Actinopteri; Perciformes; Bovichtidae
Gene: pcsk9
Product: proprotein convertase subtilisin/kexin type 9
Exons: 12
Coding region: 183-2186 (667 amino acids)
Biological process (GO): proteolysis
Molecular function (GO): serine-type endopeptidase activity
Source: RefSeq, a predicted model, not a curated record
CUUCUUUUUCUUCUCCAACAAUCAGAAUAAAUGGUCGGAGGCGUUAUCUGACUGUCAGGACUCGCAGCUGUUGGAGGGCACCAAACAUCUGGAGAACUCAGACUGGCAUACAAACUCUCAUCAGUGGAUUUGUGUAUUAUUUUACUGGAAACAGUCCAAGAGGUUUAAAAAAUAAAUAAAACAUGCGUCGCACCUCAGCUUGGGUUGGCUGGGCGCUGUGUUUGUGCACAGCUUUGGCUGCGAGCGCGCAGGACUACCCAGAGGAUGACAAGAUGAUCCUUGAUCUGAUCCGCGAGGACGGGACCCAACCUGAAACCGGAGAUGAGCCCGCUGCUGAGUUCCUCAAAUGCAACAAGCCAUCUUGGCGCAUGCAAGGUCAGUACCUGGUCGUACUGCGUCAGGGGACGCAUGACUCUCACGUGCAGAGGACCAUCAGGAGACUGAGAGCCAAAGCAGCCAGGAGAGGUUACCUGCUGGAGAUCAUGCAGACAUACUCUGGAGCUCUGCACGGCUUCCUGGUCAAGAUGAGCAGUGAAGUCCUUCACCUGGCGGUGAAGCUCCCACAGGUCCAUUACAUAGAGGAAGACUCGAUCAUCUUUGCUCAGAGCGCCCCCUGGAACCUCCAGAGGAUACUGCAGCCUCAUGGUGGCACCUCUGAAAACGGAACAUACAGGCCACCCAACGAUGGAGGGAUGGCGGAGGUCUAUCUGAUGGAUGGCAGUGUUCAGAGUUCUCACAGAGAGAUUGAGGGACGAGUCCUCAUCACAGACUUCAACAGCGUCCCUGAGGAGGAUGGAGUCCGAGUUCAUAGACAGGCAAGUCAGUGUGACAGUCACGGCACACACAUGGCGGGGGUUGUGAGCGGGUCAGACUCUGGUGUUGCUCGAGGCGCAGGUGUUAAUCUGGUCCGUGUGCUUAACUGUCAGGGGAAAGGGACCGUGUCAGGAGCUCUGGCGGGUAUGGAGUAUAUCCAAGCAACGCUACUGGCCCGCCCAGUGGAUGCUGUGGUUAUUUUGCUGCCUUUCAUAGGUGGUUUCAGCCGUUCAUUAAACGCAGCCUGUCGGGACAUGGUGGCUACAGGAGCUGUGGUCAUCGCUGCUGCGGGGAACUACAGAGAUGACGCCUGCCUCUACUCGCCUGCUUCAGAGCCCGAGGUCAUCACAGUAGGGGCGGUUAACUCAGCGGACCAGCUUAUGUCACAGGGAGCGGGUGGCACCAACUUUGGCCGCUGCAUUGAUCUGUUUGCACCCGGCGAUGACAUCGUUAGCGCCAGUAGUGACUGCAGCACCUGUUUUACCUCCCGGAGUGGAACCUCCCAGGCUGCUGCCCAUGCUGCAGGCAUAGCAGCAGUGAUCCUGUCGUCCAAACAGAAUGCGUCGCCGGUGCAGGUCCUGCAGAUGAUGCUGCAUUACUCCAUCAGCAACACAAUCAACUUCCUCUCUCUGUCCGACACACAUCGUCUCAUUACUCCAAACCUGGUAGCAGCCAUGCCUCCUGCCAACAGCGCAAAUGGGGAACUUCUGUGUCGGUCAGUGUGGUCAGAGAGGUCAGGGGUCACGAGUACUGACAAGACUAUCAGUCGCUGUCGUCUGGGAGAGGAGAUGAUGAGCUGCAGCAGCUACUCUCCUGACGGUGUCCACGUGGGAGAAACCAUCACUGUUAGCAGCGGGCAGAUGGAGUGUGUAGCCUUUAAUGCUCCGGAGGGGAAAGGUGUGUAUGCUGUGGCGCGUUGUUGUGUGAUAGGUGGUCUGCAGUGCCACGUCCAUGCCAGACCUGAGCCCGGACGAGAUGCUGAGUGUGUCGGCCCGCAGCACCACCUGACCGGCUGCACAUCCUGGUCCACUGCUGAGAUCUCGUCUGACUCACGUCCACAUCACGGUGAUCGGAAACGUUGUGUUGUGAAAGACGGGAUGACAUCUCAUGCCGUGUGCUGCCACGCUCCAUCUCUGGAGUGCCACUUGUUGGAAAACAGAACAGAUCAUAAAGAUCAGGUUGAGGUUUCCUGUCCCUCCGGCUGGACUCUGACAGACUGUAGCGCCGUCUCUCAGGGCUCUGCUAUCUUGGCACCAGUUGCUAAGGGCAACAGAUGCCGUGUCGGCAGUGUCACGGGAGACAAAGGGGCCGCUGGCAUCGCCGUCUGCUGUCGCGUCAGACCACCAGAGCGGCAACCGACAACUCCUCAGUGAUCUGGACUCACACCACUUUGGCUUUUUUUCUUCGGAAUUAAAUGUCUCUAUUGUCGUCUAGAACUUUUAUCAGUGACUGUAAGCACUACUGUAAAGAUGUGUGUGUUUAAGUUUUAGGAUUAGGUACAAACAUGCUCCAGCACACAUAUUGUAUUCAUGCCUCAGACUAACAUAUGUUGCCUCAUCUAGUACUGUCUUGUAAGCUACUUUUAAACCGUAUACAGAUUUUAAAAAUGUAAGCAAAAAUGUUCUAUAUCUUUUACAAUAAAACACGAUUAAAAAGAGCUCUCCCGAGAAUAUCAUGUGUACAAUCAAUGAAUAAAAAGGC